Messenger RNA from Mercenaria mercenaria, 1623 nucleotides. Its product is annotated as mRNA export factor GLE1-like. Lineage: Eukaryota; Metazoa; Mollusca; Bivalvia; Venerida; Veneridae. The record is from RefSeq and is a predicted model, not a curated record. The transcript has a single exon. The coding region runs from base 1 to 1623 and encodes 540 amino acids.
AUGGAAGAUCAAACAACAGAUAGAGAUAUCAGAAUGAGACAGCGAGAUGCUAGACGACAGGAACAGGAGAGAUUAGAGGAAAAACAGAAGCAAAGAGAUAGAUUGAGACAAGAUUUAGCUGAAAUAGAAAAUGAAAGGCAGAUAUUGUUAUCUCAGAGAAGAAAUCAACAGCGACGUUUAGAAAUGAUUCAUAGUUGUGAUCCUUUCUUUUAUGAAGUCGAGCGGCCAAGAAUAGGUGCAGAAAGGCUUAAUACAAGCAACCCUGAACAGCAAAUAAAUACGGGAACCAGACAAAUAUUAGACAGAGGAAUUGUGCAACCACGUUUCGUGAAGCAACACAAUGAGGACCUCGGAAGUUAUAUGGACCUAAUAAGUCCUGAAUCAGAAAAUAUACCAACUGCCACACACGGUAUUGGAAUAAGUGGAAACGAACAUGAAAGCGAUAAUGAUAGGAGACAAGCAAUUACUCAGACUAAUCAAGCAACAAAUAGAAAUUUAGAUUUCGCUUCAGGCAGUUUGAACAUGACUCAGGACAUACAUAGAAUGCAUGGUGAAUUAAACCAAGUCAUAUAUAGGGAUGAUAUCCGUCAAAGCAUUAGGAGAGACGUUUUACAUAUCGAUCAAACAAGACAAGAGUCUAACUUAGACUUUCAUAGUGAUAGAGACAGUUAUAGAGAUAUAGAAUAUAAUGCAGACGACAGUAGUUACAGAACAAGAAGCCGUGUGGCUGAAAGUACUCGCAUUGAUGCAGAAACUCAUGUCAUGAGAAAGAGAAAUCGAAAUGGUGACAAAGUAGAUGUCAGUAUCGAGACAGAUAAACUAGAGGCGAAAUUACGGCAAUUGAGUAUAAGGAAGGACACCAAUUUAGAUAUUAAUUCCUUGCAAAGAGGCGCAGAACUUCCAGAUCAUAGAAAAGAACACAAGAACAUAACUCCCGUAGGUAUAGGUAUGAAUCCUGAAAUAAAGGACACAAGAAGUCAACUAAAAUUCAUCGAUAGAAAAUUCAGGGAACAUUCAGACAUCAAUGUAAGAGGAGAAUUGAAUGAUGAUAAUUCAAACACAUCUAUUAAAUUUGAGAAGUUUAGCAUCCUGCAGCAGAUAGAAAAGAAAAAAAUGGAAUUGCAAGAGCUACUGUUGAUUCAAGAGAACACAGAGAAACAGCUAAAGAUAGAUGAAGAAAGAAGACUUAUAGAAUUAGAGAAGCAACGAAAGAUGUUGCAUAUGUUGACUGAAAGAGAAAGGGUAAUGGAUGAAAGAGAACAGAAACUUAAAGAUGAUGAGAGAGAAUUGUUAUUGAAGUUUGAAGAACUGAAACGGAUAAAGCAAGACGUUGUAAAAUCAGAAGAAGAACAGUUUGUUCAGUAUAAAGCAAUAGCAAGAGAUAUCAUUACUAAAAACGAAGCAUUAAACAAGAGAGAUUCUGACCUUAGAAAAAAGGAAGAAAUUGUUAAAGAGCUUCAGCAGAAAUUAGUUCCAGAAGUAAAGAAAGAGACAAUUAUUCAGCAAACCCCGGAAAUUAGUCCAUUUUCUGGUGACGAAGCGAAACCUAAGAGUGAGGUCACAUUAAACGAGUGGAAAGCCGAGAUAAGAAGUUUAAUAGCUACAGCAUUGUACCCAGAAUAG